Molecule: messenger RNA, 2313 nt
Organism: Malassezia vespertilionis
Lineage: Eukaryota; Fungi; Basidiomycota; Malasseziomycetes; Malasseziales; Malasseziaceae
Exons: 1
Coding region: 1-2313 (770 amino acids)
Source: RefSeq, a predicted model, not a curated record
AUGCGGUGCGGUGUCUCGCGUUCUUUGACGACGGAUGCGGCCGCGUUUUUGCUCGAGGUCGAAGCAGGCCCCUCUGUUCGUCCAGGGAUUGCCAGGAACCCAGUGCAUACGGCGUCUUUUUCGCGCUACUUUCAGCCACAUAGCUCUCCGCUGGCCGAGCCGGAAUGGCCUGCGCCACUGCAAGCGCUUGCCAACGCACUCGAGCGCCACGACGAAGAUACCUGCUGGAAACUCGUGCAGCAAUACCGCGGGGAAUGGGAAGCACGCGAUACCUUCCCAUACACUCUUUGGCAAUCGCUAUGGCUACUUGUAGCAGAAGGGCCCAGUCCGUUACCCGUUGUUGGGCAAUAUGCACGACUUGAUCGUGUGUGUAAACGUUUGCAUACACUACAAGCGUUUCACGAAUCCUUAUACCCACGACGCACACUGUCUGCCUCUAUGCAACAGCGGUACGUCUAUCUUCUUUUAAAGCGUGCCGAGAGACUCGGGCUUGCGUGCGAUGCUGCGCACGAUCCGGCGUUGCAAACGGCGCUGAAGGAGGAACAGCGCAGUCAAGCGAUCCAAAUUUUGACCGCAUUAUUACACAGUCAUUCGGUCUCGCAUGCCGCGCUCGAUACGCCGUUACUUGGCCGCGCUGUCUUUCGUUUAGCACAUCUCGGUGCUGUGCGCGCGCUACUUUUGCUGCUGAACGCGUACGCAGCGCGCAAGGACCAUUCGACGCAGCCCGGCGCGGCAGUCCAGCCGUUCAGCGCUAUCAUCCAGGCUUGCAUGUAUGAUACGCACCAUGAUAUUGGAAUCGAGGCACUGCGCCUUGCAUUUGCGUUGCGUUUGAACAUGAAAAGCACGCUAGUCCAAAAAUUUCUGUCCUCGCUCGGCGCAGACCAAAUUCACACACUAUAUGCAGCAUGCACAAAUGCAGCAUGCUCUGAAGGACCUAUGCAUCUUGAUGUGCAUGCGUCGCGGCUCACCCUACUUACACGGCUUGCGGCAACGAGGCCAGCGUACUUUGCGCACCGCUGCGCCGUCGUACUGUGCAGGCACGACGACCCGUCCGUCGCAUUGCGUACCCUGCGCGACGAUCCAAACGCACCAUUCGACGUAUAUGGUGCUGUCAUCACUGCUCUCUCCUGGAGGACGCGGAAACGUGCAAAAGGCGCAGCGCAGGCGCUCAUGAUGGCUGUACAGACGCUGGAGUCGUUGCAGGCACACGAGAAUUCUGAAUAUGACACAGAUGAGCAAAUGUACGGCGAGCUAAUUCGCGCAUUCGCGCAUGCACCGCGCCAUGCCGCAAAAGACGCGAUCCCUGCUGAGCUUGCGCAAUUUGCACCGCCCUUAUCCGCGUACGACUGGGAGGCGCUUUUGGGCACAUUUACCGCGCAUGUACUUGCACGUAUGCUGGCGCAGGAUGUACACACGCUCCGAUUUGCUCACCAUGCACUGCUGCUUUCGAUGAACUUGGAAAUGCGGAAUUACAUGCACGCAAAGCGCUUGUACGAGCAAAUUCGCACCCACUUUCCCUCCACGGUGCCCAUUCCGGAGCGCACUGAGCCGCAUUUUCUGUGGCUCUUUGGACAAGCGUGCAAAAACCAAACGCAAGUCUCAUUUGCUGUGCGGCUAUACCAUGACUGGUCGGCAUUUGGACGCAAGUUUUCUCCACGUUCCACAGCUAGCUUGCUGCGUGCGCUCGUCGAUGAGAAGCGGCACGCGGCUGCACAGCAUAUUUUGUCCGACAUCUACGCAUACGAUGCAGAGGCGCGUGCUGUGUAUGCGCCUGCCAUCUUGCGUGUAUACAUGAAUGCCGGUCUUCCUGAGCAGGCGUUCGAGAUUGCACACCGUUUGUACGCGCAGGAUUGUGUCUGGCCGCAGUUCUACGAGCAUGCACAGUUUGAGCCGCCGCCUUUGCGUAUGUACGCAGUGUGUAUCUACGAGGCGAGUCGUUCGCGGCUCAUGGCCUCGGAGACGGCGCGCGCGAAAUUGUUGACGUGGUUUGACGAGUUCCGAUUGGCGCUUGCGCAUACAAUGGCGCAGCCAGAUGCGGAGCAAGACAUGGAAGCGGCAUGCACCAAGGCGUAUCUUGGCGUCGUGCAAAUGCACUUGUAUACACUCGGCAUGGGCACAGGCUCUGGUGCCGAUGUGCCUGCAGUCCCAGCGCACGCUGCGGCGCUUGCGAGUGCAGAUGCAACGCUAGACGAGCUGCAGGACCUGCAAGGCUCUGGCAACACCAUACCACACGAGCUAAACAAGGUACGCAAACUUGUGGCGCGCGCAAGAGAAAAAUACGAAAAAGCACGCGACGUUUGCAAAGAAUACUAG